Molecule: messenger RNA, 1969 nt
Organism: Cynoglossus semilaevis (tongue sole)
Lineage: Eukaryota; Metazoa; Chordata; Actinopteri; Pleuronectiformes; Cynoglossidae
Gene: paqr7a
Product: progestin and adipoQ receptor family member VII, a
Biological process (GO): response to steroid hormone
Cellular component (GO): plasma membrane
Molecular function (GO): steroid binding; nuclear steroid receptor activity
Source: RefSeq, marked provisional
GUCUCCGGGGCGCAGAGUCAGGAGGUGUUCAACCCAGGCCAACACCGUUUGAUUGCACACACAAGCGGAGAGGCCCCAGCAAGGUGCUGGUCAGCGGGGAAGUGAACGCAUCUGACCGCCUGCCGAGCUGAGUGAUCAACUUCCUCCUGGCAGUCAUGGCGACCAUUGUGGUGGAGAGAAUUGGGCGAUUGUUCAUCAGCCUGCAGCAGAUCAGGCAGAUUCCCCAAAUGCUCACUGAAGCUGCACCAUCUAUGCCUGACACGGUCAGAGACGCAGACGUCCCUCAUUAUUUCAGGGAGUGUAAUGUGAAAACAGGCUACAGGCCACUUCACCAGAAUUGGCGCUAUUACUUCCUGUCGUUGUUCCAGCGUCACAAUGAGACCAUCAAUAUCUGGACGCACUUGUUGGCCUUUUUAAUUUUACUGAUCAAACUUCGACAUCUUACCGAGACCGUAGACUUUGUGGGUGACCCUCAUUCGUGGCCCCUGUUGAUUCUCCUUCUGUCCUCUUUAACCUACACGGCCUUUAGUGUAACAGCUCACUUGCUGGGCAGCAAAUCUAAGCUGUGCCAUUUUGCCUUCUAUUUCCUGGAUUAUAUCGGUGUGGCACAGUAUCAGUAUGGCAGUGCUGUAGUUCACUUUUACUAUGUCAUGGAUGAAAGCUACCAUCGACACGUUCGUGGGAUCUUCAUGCCAGCUGCCACCCUCCUCAGCUGUCUGUCCUGCCUCGGCUGCUGUUACGGCAAAUACUGCAACUAUGGCCGGCCAGCGUGGGUGCGCAAGGUCGGUCAGGUGGUGCCCUCCGCGAUUGCCUACAUAUGGGACAGCAGUCCUAUCAUUGGGAGACUCUUGUCCUCGUCCAGCGUCACUGAGGACCCUGCACUCAUUUAUCACUUUGGCCAGGUGGGGUUCUUUCUCGGUUGCGCCUUUUUUUUCACCUGUCCAGUUUUUGAACGCUGCUUUCCAGGACAGUGUGAUUUCUUGGGACAGGGUCACCAGGUUUUCCAUGUCUUGCUAUCUUGUUGCACACUGUGUCAAAUCCACGCCUCUUACCUGGACUACAUCGGUCGAAGGGAGCUGUACUCACACCUGCAUGGAAACGGUGAGGCCUUAGUCUUUGUGGGACUCUAUGCUGUCACUUUAGUUGCAUGUGGGUUCAUUUAUGUAGUCAUGCUACGAAAAGCAAAACGAGAGCUUGACCUGAGGUCCGAGUAACACCACUGUUUUCAGUUUUUCUUUCUAACUUAGAUGACUAACAACCUAAUCUGAGGCCAUGCUUUUAUUUUGUCGCUUUCAUUUAAUUGUAGCUCAAACACUGUUAGCACUGUUGCGCACUCUGCCAAAAUAGUCAUUUGAAAGCAUUCACUGCCAGUGUCUUUCACUUAGGCUAAAUAUUUAUCUAUAAGAUUUAUUAAAAUAUCACCACUGUUAGUCGUUAGAAGAUAUUGUGUUAAGUCUCUUACUUGAUUUUUUUUUUAGAAGCACCAGCAAGUAGUUCAUGCAGUACAUGCAGGUUUUUACUUGUCAUGUUAUCGCCAUAUUUAAACAGGGCUAAGUGAAUGUACAGAAAAAUCUUCCCGGGAAAGAAAAUGUUCUUCUGUAAUCUAUGGAGUUUUAAAAUUACACAUAAACAAGUAUAUUUUAACAUGUUCAAAGACAUUGUUACUAAUUUAGCGGAAAUAAUCAUGUUUGGUUUGUGUGUCCUGUAAUGACAAUCUAAGGGACCUUUUGAAACUUCAGCAGCUAAUUGGAUUUUAGCCAUACUUUGAUUUAAUAUCGAAACCUGGGCACAUACUACUGAACAUGGCCUUUUUGAAGCCAAGUUUUUUAAUUGAAUAUAGAAACUUUUAUAUGUUACAUAAAUGUACUACUUAUGCAUAAAGGGACCAUAACUAUGUAAGAUUUAAUUUCGGAGACUUUGAUGCCUACUACUGACCAGGAUACUAUAUGUUUAAUAAAUAUAUUUCUCU